AUGGAGAGCGACAAUGAGCGGUCUCGCCCGUCGAGCAAAGAGAUCGAUGCAGAAUCUCCGCUCCUUCAUGGAGAGGCUCGAGUUUUUUGCUCAAUGCACAUCCAUGUGUUGCUGGUGUCUGUUCUGAUUCUACACCUGCAAGCAAUCCGGGAUGACCACUUUGCAUACCUGGAUGCCGCUUGUCUGAACGUAGAUGCAGACAAUGCAGCAGCCACGAGCACGUGUCCGGAAGCGAAGAUCGUGUCCAACACGUUUGAGCUGAACUACAGCUAUGCACGGGACCUCGACUUCAUGGAUGACUGGGCCCUGAAAGCAUACCCCAGCUGCGUGGGCCCUGCCACGUGCUCUGCCACAGUCUCCCCUGUCAUCAACAGCACUGACCCCUUUGUUGGCUCGAAGGCGCUGAUCACGGCAUGGUCCGACUGUCAGCUGGCCAAAGGCUCACAGCUCUUCCUCUGCGGGAGGCAUGCCACGAGCUGCGCAGCAGCGGUCACGAUACCUACCGGCUUCUCGCGUCUCCGGCAUCUUCUCAGCUACUCAAUCUCGGCUCGAAGGAUGCAGCGCCUGGAUGCCAUGCACAGCAUCUUCCAAGAUUUCGUGCUUGAGGGCCUGAUGCUACUGAAUGCCAUGGCGACGAUUGGUGCUGUCUUCUGGCUGGUGCGAGAGCUCUACAUGCUCUUUGCGAUGCCCGCCUUUGACCUUCGUGCUAUUGAUGUGGAUGAGCAUCUUGUUAUCCCCGAAGCAAUCGACAUCAUGCUUGAGGGCAUGCUGGAUGCGAUCUGUUUCGUUUUGGGCUGUAUGCUCCUCUUGCUAGCUGCUUCGACAUUCCUGAAGAAGUUCGGGAGCAACGACAAUCCGACGGAUGCCAUCAUCCUGACUUAUCCGCUGAUUUUUGGACCAGCUGCUUUGCUGCGCAUCUUCUUGUGUAUCAGCCGAAGGCUGCUGUACCAUACCUUAUUCAAGCAUGGCGUGAUCAUCGACUUCAGCACAGGCGUGUCUCAGCACGACUUCCUCCUCACGUGGUCCUACCUGGGCUUUGCUGUUGCGGUGGGAAUUUUGGGGUUGGACGCCUACCGGCACGUGCAUGAGGGGAAUGUCACGGCCAAGGCUAUGACGAUCAACGCGAUUGUGUUCACCUCGCCACUGUACUACAUGGUAUCCUCGUUGCUGAACUCCCUUCGGCUGGAGCAAGAAGCCAUCCAGCGCAUGUGCUUGCAAAAGCUGGGGACAGGCCACGGCUCCGAAGAGGUAUCCCCAUCUGCCACGCACAAGCUCUGCCCCAUAUCUGAGGGCGGUAUAUGCAGUGCAGCGCGCGCGAGGACAGACCUGCACGUGAGUAUCAAGGUGGCGAAACAAGAUGCUAGCAGCAACGAACGUUUUGGGCUGCGGGACAUGUUUUGGGUACCACGGCUUGUGUCGGGUACUGGCCGAUCCACUUGCGGAGCACUGCUAUUGGUGAUGUCCAUGCCAACCAUGGCAAUCCUGACCAUGCUCUUGGCGUUAGUUAGUAUGGCAUGGUUCAUCAAGCACCGCACCGAUGUGCCAGAGAUCACAUCAAUCGUGGCCGAUGUGCCUGGACUGCAUCCGAACUUCACGCCCGAGGUACAAGACUAUUCGCUGUUUAUUCUGGAUACCUACACUGGCUUCACGCUGACGUCCAAGGCUGAUCCAGAGCGAACAACUUUUCUAAAGAACAGAGUUUUCGAUGGAUCCUCAGAGAUCGAUGACGCGUCUGGUGAAUCAAGUUCUGGUGUGCUGAUUCAUACGGUGCCAUUACGCCGCGUGAAUGCCUCUUAUCCCACAAUCAUUCACCUUACUGCUGGCACCUUCAGCCAGGCCCAGCCGUGGGAGUAUGAGCGAAUGGUGCAGACGUACACGAUUACAGUGGUCCACGUCAUGCCCCACUUCAGAACAUUGAUGCUCACAGGAAUUCUGGACAAUGGUGAGGAGUUUGAAGAAUGCAAUUCGGGCAAAAACGUCGAGAGAAGUGCGCUUGCGAUUCCGGACAAUCUGGUCUCACUGCGCGUGGAGGCAGCUUUCGACCAGUUCUACUUUGGCAUACCAUAUCGCAAUGUACGAAGUGGCAGAGUUACGACCGUGUUCAAGACCUGGAACGAAGACACAAAGGUUGGUAAGUGGCGCUGUGAGGGCUGGUGUCAACGGGAGCUGUAUUGCUUGGGCUUCCAGGAGAGCCGUGAGGGUUGUUUCUUCGCGAUGGCUUCCGCAGCAGCACUUCGCUGCGAUGCGGUUCUCGACACGCAGAGUCGUAGCCGGCCCUAUCGUGAGAUUCUCAACUUGACUGCACAGAUCUGCAGCGCCAAUAGCCCGACCUGCCUCCCAGAGAUCAACACGGAGUCCGGCGUUGUACGUGCAGACAUCUCAGCGCUCAUUCUUCACGACGGUGUGGUGGAGCAGAUCCCAGCCGUAAUGUUCAAGGCAACCUUGAUUUCGGCAUCGACUUUGCACAACUUUCUCCAGCAGAAGGUCUCCUUCCAGCUUGGCACUCCAAGUGUUCGUCUCCUGAUCAGAAGUGCUGACGCUGUCAAGUUCAAGUAUGAAACCCUCGCUGCAGAAAGGAUGCCGUGGGUCGAAAACCACAACAUGGGCCCUGCACAGAAGAUUGCAGUGUCCCUGAGCUACAACGCACUCGAUAUGACAAGCCCGAACGUCACGGUGUUUGUUGCAGCACUCUUCGAUGACGAGGAUUUCUAUUUGGAGUGGGCGUCUGAUCAGCCCGAAGUGCUCGACCCGUACAAGAUCUGGGUCAUCUUUCCAGAAUGUGAGAGUGAAGAGAUGGCCUUGUACGAUGCCUGCGGGGGCUCUUGGAACACGAGUCUGGGCCAAGCUUCAGUCAACAAGUGGUCGCCCGACCUCACCAUGCGUGGUCAGAUUCGAUCGAAAGUCUCCGACAAGAUCUUCAGGCCGCGCGAGCUGCAUGUUUUCUUGAGCUUCGGGGGUCAGAUCCAGCCGCUGCAGCAUCUUGUACGUGAGAGCUGCAACGUGCCCAUCUGCCGUGGAAACUUCGACAAGUGCUUCGCUACCUCAUGCAAGUCGGACCAGUGCAAGGAGGCUUGUCUGCAGGAGGCCUACAACUUCUGUUCAGAUGAAAAACACAGAGGACGCACUCUUGGGAUGCUGAUUCCACGCGAACACAGCACGUCAGCCCGGCUUUGGAUGGCCCAGAAGAGGUUCCGCACGUGGCUCCAAGUGAGGAUUUUUCCAGAAUUCGAGAAGCUGUUCACGAUUGAGGUGAUUCUGGAUAUCGCGACGGGCUGUGCAUAUGGAACUGGCCUCUUCAGCAUCGUGAGGCCUUGGUUUCUUACUCGCAUGGGCACUCCGAUGGGCUUCAAAAUUUUGGAAGCUUUGAUGAGCAAUGAUGAUGAAGAUCUGGAGCUGGAUCUGCCAUUCGAGCAGAAUCCUGUUAUGACAGCAAUGUUUGACAAUUCCAAGGAGGAUUUUCUCACAAUGCUGCCGCUACCCGUGGUGGCCAUGUACAAGCCAAAGUUGAGAGCUUUGACCCUGCCGGUAUGCUUGUCCACAGAUCCUAAAUCUGCCUUUAUCAAUUCUGACAUUCUUGCCUAUUUUGUCGACAAGAUCCUCGUAGAGACAUCAGACUACUUUGAAUCCCAUAUGGCACAGAAUUCCAUCAAAGACCUCGCAGAGUGUGCCCGGAGGAAAGGUCGAGCUUUCAAGCCAUUGGACUGUCGCAGCUCUGCCUCAUUCCAUGAGUUGCCAGACGGCUCCAGACCAUCUCUCUACGAGUUGGCUCCCUCUGAAGGCGUGCUCAAAAGCAUGAUCACUGUGUGCAAUGUGUCUGGAGUACUUGAGCACGGCCAGACUCUCUUGCACCUGGCCUCGGCGAAGAGCUAUGCUGCAGCACUGCGACAGGUCUUGGAAAAGCGGGGCAACAGCAGGCCUGACAUCAAUGCGGAGUCCACGAUGGUUCGCCCGGCGAGUGCUCUCAUGGUACUUGUCACAAAAAUGACCGCGCUGCACACGGCAAGUGAGACGGGCUGUCUCGAUUGUGCCAAACUGCUCCUGAGCCAUGGUGCCAACAAGGAGGCUCGUAUGUCCCUUAAGGGAUUCCCGAAAAUGUUCGAUACUGAGUUUGACCUGUGGAUGUACAAGGCCAUGAAUGAUGUCCAGAAGAAGGGAGAGACUCGAACGUACCCUUCUCUUGUGCAAGUGCGCCCAAUCCACUUGGCAGCUAAACACGGGUGCUGCGACUGCAUAGAGCUGCUUAUCAUGCAUCAUGCCGAUGUCGACGAUGCGAUGGUUCUUGCCUACGAGCACAACUAUUACAACAAGAGCAAUGAAGACCGCAGUCACGUGGCCACAGCAAGCUUCAUGGGAGCAGAUGCGUGCUUUAUCCGUCCCUUAGAUCUUGCCUUGGCCUACAGCGCCAACACAGACGAGGGCAAGGUCUGUGUGAAGAACUUGUUGCUUGCCGGAGCAGCCACAGACCACAUCGUAGUUGACGCGCAAGGCGAGCUCUUGGAAGAUGCAGGAUUUCUGAAGAGGUUGGAAGUCGUCAAUGCCACGGCCAAUGCGACACCUCAAGUUACCAAGUGCAAGCACUGGACACUCAACAUCAAGACCAAGGGCACUUCUCCAGGCCUCCUGAUACAGGAGAUGUGA
Messenger RNA from Symbiodinium natans, 4638 nucleotides. The record is from the annotation of a GenBank genome assembly. Lineage: Eukaryota; Dinophyceae; Suessiales; Symbiodiniaceae.